This is a messenger RNA of Hyaloscypha bicolor E, 1803 nucleotides long. RefSeq lists its product as uncharacterized. The transcript has a single exon. Lineage: Eukaryota; Fungi; Ascomycota; Leotiomycetes; Helotiales; Hyaloscyphaceae. Bases 1 to 1587 code for a protein of 528 amino acids. The record is from RefSeq and is a predicted model, not a curated record.
AUGGGUAAUCCAAACGCAAGACCUAAGAGAGGGAGCAUCCGAAGAACAGAUUCUCAACAAUCCAACCACACUUACGACUCUGCAGUCUCCCCAAAGACACCUUCGAAGAGAGGAGCCCUCGACUCUGGUUCUUCUCAGACCGACAACAGCAUGGGUGACAUCGGCAGUGUUAGCUUGGAGAAGGGCUUGAUGGAGAGUGGAGUUGCGAAUCUGAGCAUCCAGGACGAGUCUUCAACGAAGCCGUCGCUCAAAUUCAAGUCUUACAAGACCGGCACUCUCAUUACCAACAACGGUGUUCCUGCGGAUGCCUUCAUUGAGGCCUUCCCGCCGCCAAAGCCAUCUCCGAAGCCAUCUCAGCUGUCUGCGACCACGCCAGCCUUCGUACCUCGCACCCCUCAACCACCUACUAUGGCUGCCAAAGGUAUUUUGCCUUCCCUAAACACUGUCACACCUGCCUUCCAGCGCGUCCAAAACCUCCUCAAUGACCUUCGUUCACCAGCCAACGCAGGUCCUAGCCACCAGGUCCCAGCCUACAACCCGUUCUACACCCCACCCACCUCCGGACCAUCACCAUUGCCCGCCACCCCUGACUACCAACUCCUCGCCCCCACCCGACCACCACGCGUCUACUACCAACGCGCCGAAAAGUCCAAGAAAGACAUUAUCGUCACCGCCAGCGGCGUGACUCGCAACGCAGUCAAAGUCGUCGAGCGCUUCCUCCCGAACGGCAGCCCGUACCACGACUACACAUCCGAAUUUGACGGUCCUGAGUACAACUUUGUGGAGGAGUUUAAGAAGAUGAGCGUCAAGGAGAAGACGGAUCUGUUGGCUCAUAAGCAGGUCGAGAUUUUGGUUAAGUUGGAGAGCUAUGAUAGGGAAGAGAAGGUGGAGAUUGUUGCUGUGAAGAAGAAGGGUAAAGGCAAGAAGAAGGUACACGCCAAGGAGGGAGAAUCUUCUCAGGGAGUUGACAACAAGGACAAAGGCAACGAGGAGGAGGAUACCACUCAAGUUGCAGAAGAGGGAGGAGCGAAGGCCACAACCGUCAUCGACACCCUUAACACCCUCGGUCCCGACUUCGCCUCCAACACCAAAUCCCUCUUCGUAACCCUCGACUUCACAUCCAUCCCCUCCUCCUACUCCUCCUCCUCUACCUCCUCCGAACCAACCGCAAUCCCGACCGGCCCCCGCGGCACCCCCACCCCCUUGUUGACCGGCCCGCUCUCCUUCGGCCUAGUCUUCGCAUCCAUCACCUCCCUCGUGCGCGCCCUUCAGGCCUUCACCGCCCUCAAACACAUGGUCAUCAACCUCCGCGUCCUCUCCGCCCACAACUCCCGUCCAAUCAGCAUCCCGCAGUUGACGCUCGUGCUCCCGUUCUACGAUCUGGGUUUCACGGACUGGAAGGUCAGCUACUGCACGGAGUUUCUGACGAGCAGCAUCCCGGUUCGCGAGUGGGAUUAUCCGCUGAAGUGGUUGGACCGCGAGCGCAAUAAGAUCCUGAGGGAGCGGGAACGCAAGCUUGAGGGUGCUGUUUUCGUCAGACGAAGCAGUGUUGAGGGCAAUGUUGCGCGUUGGAAGAACCAGAAGUGAGGACAGGGCUUGGAUCUGGAUUGCACGGAUCUCGGUCUUUCUUUGUCAUUGGGCUGGUGGAGGGUGGGACAUUCGUGGUUGAUCGAUGCAUGCGUUUUCGUUAAUUUCAAAAUUCAUUCAAUCACUGAGAGGGGAUGAUGAAGGUGGAAGUGGCAAAGCAUAAUUGGCGUUUAUUUUUCAAUGCGCCGAGAUACCCUUGAACAAUGAAAUGCCUUG